UUCUAUCAACUUUUUAUUUUUGUACAUUAUUUUCUUUUCUUGUAUAAAUGGGGACAAAAUCAUCCACUGGAAAGUGUAACAUUCCAUGAGAAAUUUCUAGGAACAUGAGAAAACUGAAAAGAUGUAGGAAAUUAACACCAAGAAAUUUCUAGGAACCGAAAGUAGAAAAAACUGAAUUGCAAUCCUAAAUUACACCACAUGAAUGGUUGAUAUAUUUAUGACUAGUCGAUCAGUAGUGAGUGCUCACCCAUGGCUUCUUUCAUAUGAAUUCCCACACUGCCACUGAAUAUUACUCAGCAAUUUAGCUUCAGUUUUUUGAAAUUUAGAUGGCUUCCAGUAACAGUACCAUCCAAAAGCAAAUCAAAAGCAGUAGCAGUAGCGGCAGCAGAAGCGUUGUGGGGUUGAGAAAGAAAUAUGAUUACGACGUGUUUGUCAGUUUCAGAGGCCCAGACACGCGUAACAGUUUCAUUGAUUAUCUUUAUGCUUCCUUCAAAAGAAAAGGCAUUGUUCCAUUCAAGGAUAAUAAAAAUCUCACCAAAGGUGAAUUCAUACCAUCCGAGCUCUGUAGUGCAAUUGAAGGUUCUCAGAUUUUCAUUGUGGUGUUCUCCAAGAACUAUGCUUUCUCAACAUGGUGUUUGCGAGAAUUGGAUCAGAUUCUUUACCAUGUUCUAGUAUAUGGAAAACGUGUUCUUACUGUUUUCUAUGAUGUUGGUCCAUCCGAGGUUAGACACCAAAAAGGAAGUUAUGCUAAAGCUUUUCAAAAACAUAACAAAAGUUUCAAACAGGACUUAGAGAUGGUCAGAAGAUGGAAGUCAGCUCUGACUCAACUGGCCAAUAUCGCCGGCUGGGAUUUACGUCACAAGGCAAAGCAUGCAGAAAUUGAAAAGAUUACUCAAGAGAUAAGGAUUUCGUUAGGUGACAAAUUUUCAGGUCUUCCAAAAGAUUUAGUGGGAAUUGCUUCUCCUCUAGAAGAAUUAAAAGAACGUUUACUUUUGAAGUUGGCUAAUGAAGUUCGGGUAGUAGGAAUUUGCGGGUUAAGAGGAGUAGGGAAAUCAACUCUUGCUAAUGUUUUAUAUGAAAAUAUAUCUCAUGAAUUCGAAGCAUGUUGCGUUAUUGAUGAUGUUAGCAAAAUGUAUAAAAGCAAUGGUCCAAUUGGGGUACAAAAGCAAAUUCUACGUCAAACUCUAAAUGAAGAACACCUUCAGGUACUGAAUCCUUAUGAGGCAACUAAGUUGAUAAGAAGCAUGAUGCGUCAUUUAAAGACCCUUGUAAUUCUUGAUAACGUUGAUCAAAUUGAAAAAGUAGAGAAACUAGGCGUGAACCGUGAAUGUUUUGGUGCAGGGAGUAGAAUAAUUAUAAUAUCUAGAAAUGAGCAUGUCUUGAAUGAGUAUGAAGUGGAUGGAGUUUACAGAGUUCCACUAUUGAAUUGGGCAAACUCUCUUCAAUUAUUAUUCUACCAAAAAGCUUUGAAAUGUGAUGAUAUUACUAGUCAUUAUGAACGGUUGGCACGUAAGAUGUUACAGUUUACACAUGGUCUACCUUUGGCAAUAAAAGUAUUGGGUUCAUUUUUAUCUACCUUACAUAUAUCUGAAUGGAGAAAUGCAUUGGAUAGAUUGAACCAAAGACCAAACAAAAAUAUUAUAGAUAGGGUGCAAUCAAAGUACCAAUAUUACAAUGGGGAGAUUCAACCUAGGAGUGCUCAUCAUCGUUAUGUGGAGCAAAGGUACAUAGAGGAAUAUCCUCUGCACAUGUACCCCUCUGACCGUGGGUUCAACCCUUCUUUUCUUAUGUUUAAUGACGAGAAUACGGCUUCUUGUUCUAUCAUGUGAUCAUUAGGAAAACUAUACAUUUACCAUUUUUAUUUUGUUUACAAGCUGGAUUUUUAUUUAGGUGUACAUACCGACAGACAAAUAUUGUAACUUUAAACUAAAUUAUUUAGAUCUCGUAUAUUUAGUGGGGUACUUAGUUCAAUCAAUUAAUGUUAUAAGAGUCAUGCGUGUAGUAUUAGUCAGAGAAUAUGAUUGAAAAGAAUUAAUUACUAUUAUAUUGAAUAUUGAUUGGAUCAUUUA
Cicer arietinum (chickpea) is the source of this 2069-nucleotide messenger RNA. Its product is annotated as TMV resistance protein N. Gene Ontology annotation, molecular function: ADP binding. Gene Ontology annotation, biological process: defense response; signal transduction. The record is from RefSeq and is a predicted model, not a curated record. NCBI's taxonomy places the organism in Eukaryota, Viridiplantae, Streptophyta, Magnoliopsida, Fabales, Fabaceae.